AUGCAGGGAGAUGUGGAGGGUAGCAAGGAAGAUCACGUGCCCCUCGGCCUUGCAGGGAAGAAAGGGAGAGGUGGAUUUAGGGCAACCAUAUUUGUGUAUGGCUUGGUGGCAUUGGACAGCAUGGGUUUCGUAGCAAACAUGGUUAGCUUGGUUCUUUACUUCAUGGGAGUGAUGCACUUUGACAUACCAACCUCAGCCAACACUCUAACAAAUUUAAUGGGCUCAACAUUCUUGCUCACCGUUCUGGGUGGCUUCAUCUCGGAUGCGUACUUGAACAGACUUCAUACUGUUCUACUUUUCGGCUUUCUUGAGAUUAUGGCUUUGGUGUUGAUAACAAUUCAAGCUCAUGCAAAAAGCAUGCACCCUCCAGCAUGUGGCAAGGCAAGUUGUGUGGAGGGUGGUAUAGAAUUUAUGUUGUACUUCUCGCUGGGUUUGCUAGCAUUGGGUUCUGGUGGAGUUCGAGGAGCUCUACCAGCUCUUGGUGCUGACCAAUUCAAUGAAAAGGACCCAGAAGAAGCCAGGGCACUUGCAAGUUACUUCAAUUGGAUGACACUUAGCACGGUGGUUGGAGCUGUUGUUGGAGUCACGGGCAUUGUUAAUCUUAGUAUGUUUCAUGGUUGGUGGAAGGGGUUUCUGGUAUCAACUGUAGGGACCUUCAUUGGUUUCGUUAUUCUGGCCGCCGGGAAGCCUUUCUACCACCUCCGACAACCAGGAGACAGUCCCCUUAUCAGGAUUGCACAGGUUUUUGCUUUGGCCAUUAGAAACCGACGAUUGCCAUUGCCAAAGGUUGAAGAAUUGUAUGAGAUCAGUCACAAAGAAACCAUCGCUUAUGAGGAAAAACUUGAGCACACUGAACAAUUCAGAUUCCUAGAUAAGGCUGCAAUUCUUCCUGAAGGCAUGCAACCAGCGCCAUGGAAAGUUUGCUCUGUGACACAAGUCGAAGAAGUGAAGAUCCUAACAAGGAUGUUACCUAUAUUAGGCAGCACUAUCAUAAUGAACACAUGUUUAGCACAGCUCCAAACCUUCUCAGUGCAACAAGGAAACGAUAUGUAUCGCAAAAUUGGCAAACAUGAUUUUCCUGCCCCAUCAGUUCCGGUAAUUCCACUCGUAUUUAUGGUCAUACUCAUACCUGCCUAUGAGUUCUUCUUUGUUCCUUUUGCUCGGAAGUUCACUGGCCAUCCGGCAGGCAUCACGCAACUUCAGCGUGUGGGAGUUGGUCUAGUUCUCUCGGCCGUUUCAAUGGCCGUAGCUGGAAUAGUUGAAGUAAAAAGAAGGGACCAGGCACUUAAAGGCCAUCUCAUAAGUCUUUUCUGGCUUUCUUUCCAAUAUGGAAUAUUCGGAAUAGCAGACAUGUUCACCCUCGUAGGACUAUUGGAUUUUUUCUACAAGGAGGCACCUUCAAGCAUGAAAUCAAUGUCUACUUCAUUCACUUGGCUUUCGUUGUCUUUCGGCUACUUCUUGAGUACUGUUUUUGUGAAUCUGAUAAAUGCCGUCACCAAAAGAAUUACACCAAGCAGACAAGGAUGGUUACAUGGGCAAUUGUUGGACUACAACAAUUUGAAUCUGUUCUACUGGUUUUUAGCCAUCCUCAGCUGUCUCAACUUUUUACUCUAUCUCUACUCGGCCUCAUGGUACAAAUAUAAACCGGAUGACACAGAGUCUAAUAACAAGCCAAAAGCGAAGGAUUCGGGUGAGGGAUUGCUUCUUGCCAAGGAAAGUAGUGGGGCUAAGACAGAUGAAGAGGAAAGUAAGCAGAAUGCAGCAAAGAGGAAUGAAGAAGAAAGCGCACAGGAGACGGAUGAUGCUAAAGCAAAGGCUCCCUCUUCUGAGCAAUCCAAUGGAACAAAAUAA
Molecule: messenger RNA, 1851 nt
Organism: Populus euphratica (Euphrates poplar)
Lineage: Eukaryota; Viridiplantae; Streptophyta; Magnoliopsida; Malpighiales; Salicaceae
Product: protein NRT1/ PTR FAMILY 4.5-like
Exons: 5
Coding region: 1-1851 (616 amino acids)
Biological process (GO): transmembrane transport
Cellular component (GO): membrane
Molecular function (GO): transmembrane transporter activity
Source: RefSeq, a predicted model, not a curated record